This is a messenger RNA of Jaminaea rosea, 2512 nucleotides long. RefSeq names its product UV-endonuclease UvdE. NCBI's taxonomy places the organism in Eukaryota, Fungi, Basidiomycota, Exobasidiomycetes, Microstromatales. Gene Ontology annotation, cellular component: nucleus; mitochondrion. Gene Ontology annotation, biological process: nucleotide-excision repair; mitochondrial DNA repair; response to UV. Gene Ontology annotation, molecular function: endonuclease activity. Bases 69 to 2390 code for a protein of 773 amino acids. The record is from RefSeq and is a predicted model, not a curated record. The transcript has a single exon.
UCGACCUCAGUUGCAGCUUCUUCCUUUGAUCGUUAUUUCAUCCAUCCAUUAUUUCCACUCAUCGACGCAUGCUCUCGCGUCUCUUCGGACGACUCUGCAUCCACGCCACGACUACGACCAGAAGCAGAGCAUCCGCACUCUCCCUGUCUCCUCAUCGUCACGCCACCUACACUACGUUGACUUCGCGCAUCGCAGCAAUGCCAUCCGUCGUUGAAGCUCGCCGCUCGUCGAGGCGCAGCAUAAGCAACGCUACCGCAAAGACAGCAGCCGCCCUGGCCGAUGUUUCUGACAGCGACGACAUGUCUGCCACACCACCUCCAGCCCCAAAGAGGAAGAGGGGAAGGCCGUCGGCGGCGGCGGCGGCAGCAGCAGCAGCAGCAGCAUCUAAGGCUGCACCAUCAAUCCAGUCCUCUCCCGGCACGCCAGAUACUCAGCAUACAUACGAAGGCAACACCGACGGAGAUGCGUCCGCCUCCUUUUCCCCCACAUCAUCCGCACUCUCCUCACCCGAGCCAGAGGUAUCCAGCUCCUCACCUCGAACGGCAGGCAAAUCCAAAUCCAAGUCCAAAUCCACGCCUACCAAGUCGAACGCAAUCGUAGCCGACGAGCCCGAGCUUGAUUCAGAUGGCGAACCUGUCAGACGAGCGAAAAACGGCCGCAAGCUUCCCAAGAAAAAGGCCAAGAAGGAAAAGGUGUACAUCAUCCCAGAGGUGGCCGAGUAUCGCGAUUUUUCCAAAGAGUACCGACCAGAGGACAUUGUGGCGCAGCAGCAGCGUAGCGCCGGAUUUAGAGGCAGGUUGGGUUACGCUUGCUUGAACACGGUUCUGCGCACACAAGACCCGCCCAUCUUUUCCUCCCGAACGGCAAGGCUCAAGACCAUCGACGAGAAGGGACUCGACUUCGUCAAGGACCUCGCGCGUCAGAAUACCCGAGACAUCAUUCCCAUGCUGCGCUGGAAUGCUGAGCACGGCAUCCGCUUCAUGCGCUUGUCGAGUGAGAUUUUUCCCUUUGCCGGGCAUGCAACUCAUGGCUACUCGCCGGACUGCGCUAGAGAGGAGCUCGCUGAAGCGGGCCGAGUUGCGAGAGAGCUCAAUCACCGCUUAACGAUGCAUCCUGGCCAAUUUGUGCAACUGGGCUCGCCCAAUGAAAACGUGGUCACAGCGUCCAUCCGCGAUCUCGAGGUGCACGCCGCCGUGCUCGACUUGAUGGGCAUGGACCAGGAUAGCGUCAUGAUCAUUCACGGCGGAGGUGUGUACGGGGAUCGCGCUGCCACUCUCGAGAGGAUGCGCACCAAUAUCCGCGACAAGCUCCCCGAAUUUGUGCGUCGACGCCUCGUACUAGAGAACGACGAAAUUAUGUGGGCCGCAGAGGAGCUCCUGCCCGUCUGCGAAGAAUUCGACAUCCCCAUGGUCUUCGACUUCCACCACGAUAUGCUCCGCCCCUCCGCCAAGUCUCCGCGCGAACUCAUGCCUCAACUCCUCGCCCUGUUUCAGCGCAGAGGCAUCAAGCCGAAAUUUCACCUGUCGCAUCCAAGGCCAGGCUCGCGCAACUUGAGGGAAAGGAGGGCGCAUGCUGAUCGUUGCAUGUCUCUACCGCUCGAUUUGCCGGCGGAUGCGGAUCUGAUGAUUGAGGCCAAGGACAAAGAGCAAGCCGUCUUUGAGCUCUUCCGCGUCUACAAGUUGUUUGACGUACCCCACAAGGCGCUUCGCCCACCUGCAGACGACAUCAGCGCUGCUACUUCUGGACGUCGCCGCGUGCUCAAUGGCUCGGGUGGGACUGUGGCAGAGGAUGGUGGCGAGGAACCUGCCAAGCUGACAGCGCAGGAGAAGGAGUCAGAGCAAGUCCGCAAGAGCAUCGAGCAUGCCAAGAAGAUCGCGGCGAAACAUGGUCGCAAGUGGGAAGGGCCCGAGUGGAUCGACCCCAAUGAGCGCACGGGGAGCGUAUUGAGCACAGCGCAGACUAUCGAAAUAAUGGAGAGAGAGGCGGCAGAGAUCCGGGAGGAGCUGGGACGCAGGAGUGGCAGGUCGAUGAGUGAAAUCAGGGAAGAGGUAGAGGAUCGAGUCGAGGGGAAGGAUCGACCUGGCCGUGUCAAGAGGGGAGCGGCUGCUGCGGCCGAGAAGGCUGCGAUGAAGGAGGAAGAAGAGGGAGGAGAUGACGAGGACGAGCGGCCUGACGCUACGGAGAGGGAGGUGCCCGGCGAGGAGGAGGGGGUGCCGUACACACCCAAGACUCCUCCGCCGAAGAAGCGUGCAGCGCCCAAGAAAGGUGGGAGGGGCAAGCAGAGCAACGGCGGCGAGGUCGUGGAGAAGGAUCAUGCGGAAAACCCAAAGCUGAAGGUGCCCAUCAUCGCGCCUUCGAGCGCAGAGAACGUCGAGCGGGUCCUAUCGUAACCUGUCAUCAUCGAGUAACCUGCCACACUGUAGCACAAUGUCGCCUCUUCUUGUCUUAUGUACGAUCAAUCGGUAUUCACAUAAUAACGAGCAAUGCAAGACCAACGGCUUUCGCUGCAUCG